CUUCUCUCAGUUUCCUUGUAGUGGCCGGUUCGAGAAGAGCUGCCACAAGGGUCAACGAGGGCGAACCACUUCGCAUCACGCGCUUGCGCCCUUCGAGUCACGGGAGAGAUUAACAGACAGCAAGAUUCCUAAUUCUCAACAUGUCAUACUGCACGCGUGUUCUUCGUGCACAGAAAUUGUCCGCUUUAGCGGCGGACAUUCAGCAACGAUGCUUCAGCGCAAGUCCUUUGAGCUUCGCCGCAGCAAAAGUAGCAAUGUCCAAAUUCGAUUCGACUAGUUAUCUGCCCUAUGACAAGCUAGAAGAAAAUCUCCAAGUGGUCAAAAAGAGAUUGAAUCGGCCACUGACUCUAUCCGAGAAGGUUCUCUACUCCCAUCUCGAUGAACCUGCCAAGCAGGAUAUCGUUCGCGGUACCAGCUAUCUCCGAUUGCGACCGGAUCGCGUCGCUAUGCAGGACGCGACCGCGCAAAUGGCAAUGUUACAAUUUAUCAGUUCCGGCCUACCAAAGGUCGCGGUGCCUUCCACCAUCCACUGCGAUCACUUGAUCGAGGCACAAAUCGGUGGGGAUCAGGAUCUUAAGCGUGCCAAGGACAUCAACAAAGAGGUCUACAAUUUCUUAAAGACAGCUGGUGAAUACGGCGUGGGCUUCUGGAAUCCCGGUUCUGGCAUCAUCCAUCAAAUCAUUCUCGAGAACUACGCCUUCCCAGGCCUGCUGAUGAUCGGUACCGAUUCGCACACGCCGAAUGGUGGCGGUCUAGGUUGCCUGUGCAUCGGUGUCGGAGGUGCAGACGCCGUCGAUGUUAUGGCAAAUAUCCCCUGGGAGCUCAAGUGCCCCAAGGUGAUCGGUGUGAAGCUCACGGGUGAGCUCAAGGGUUGGACCAGCCCCAAGGACAUCAUCCUGAAGGUGGCCGGUAUUCUGACCGUCAAGGGUGGUACCGGUGCAAUCGUAGAAUACUUCGGUCCGGGUGUCGACAGCAUCAGCUGCACCGGGAUGGCCACUAUUUGCAACAUGGGUGCCGAGAUCGGCGCCACAACCUCGCUCUUCCCGUACAAUUAUAGGAUGCAGGAUUACCUGAAGGCGACCGGACGCUCAGAUAUCGCCGGAGCCGCCGAUCAACACAAGAGUCUGUUGACGGCGGACCCCAACGCCAAGUACGAUCAGAUCAUCGAAUUGGAUCUGUCUACCUUGGAACCGCACGUAAACGGACCCUUUACACCCGACUUGGCUCAUCCGAUCUCGAAACUGGGCGAAGCGGCAAAGCAGAACGGCUGGCCAAACGAAAUCAAGGUCGGCCUGAUCGGUUCCUGCACCAAUAGCUCCUACGAGGACAUGGGUCGAUGCGCAAACAUCGCCAAGCAGGCUCUGAAGCAUGGUUUGAAAGCAAAAGCAGCGUUCAACGUCACACCCGGAUCCGAACAAAUUCGAGCGACAAUCGAGCGCGAUGGAAUUGCUGAAACUCUUCGUGAAUUCGGCGGCACGGUACUGGCUAAUGCUUGCGGACCUUGCAUCGGCCAAUGGGAUCGUCAGGAUAUCAAGAAGGGUGAUAAAAACACAAUUGUCACAUCGUACAACCGAAACUUUACCGGUCGAAACGACGCUAAUCCGGCGACACACGCUUUCGUGACCAGUCCUGAGCUUGUCGUCGCUCUUUCCAUUGCUGGUCGACUCGAUUUCAAUCCUGUCAGCGACAGAUUGAAGGGCAAAGAUGGAAAGUUCCUUCUCGACAAUCCGUAUGGUGAUGAGUUGCCUAGUCGCGGUUUCGAUCCCGGUGUAGACACUUAUGAUGCACCGCCGUCAGACGGUAGUAAAGUGAAGGUCGACGUGGAUGCAAAGAGCCAAAGAUUACAGUUGCUGGAACCCUUCGACAAAUGGGACGGCAAGGACUUGGAGGAUCUGACGAUCCUAAUUAAGGUCAAAGGCAAAUGUACAACGGAUCACAUUUCCGCGGCCGGUCCGUGGCUCAAAUAUCGUGGUCAUCUCGACAAUAUUUCCAACAACAUGUUUCUCGGCGCCGUCAAUUCUGAAAACGGCGAGAUGAACAAGAUCAGGAACCAAUUGACAAACGAAUGGGGCGCCGUGCCGGACGUCGCGCGCGAUUACAAAAAGAAGGGAGUGAGAUGGGUCGCCGUAGGCGAUGAAAAUUACGGUGAAGGUUCCUCCAGGGAGCACGCAGCUCUAGAACCGCGUCAUCUUGGCGGUCGCGCGAUCAUCGUCAAGAGCUUCGCUCGUAUCCACGAGACGAAUCUGAAGAAACAAGGUCUUCUGCCGUUGACCUUCUCCAACCCUGCCGAUUACGAUAAAAUCCAGCCCAACGACAAGAUCAGUCUUCUUGGACUGAAGGACCUGGCAGCCGGCAAGCCGGUGCAAGCGCAAAUCAAACACAAGGAUGGCAAGGUGGACACCAUCUCCUUGAAUCACACGCUGAACGAGCAACAGAUCACCUGGUUCAAAGCCGGCUCCGCCUUGAAUCGCAUGAAGGAAAUUUCGAGCGGACGAUAAACGGAGUAUCCGACUCGCGGAAAAUUAGCCGAUUGUUAUAUAACGCGCAACGCAUUUGUGUGAUAAAUGGAGAGAACGUGCCGUCGCAGAAUGAGGCAAGGUCGAUCGAGGCGCAUAAUGUCGUUACUAUUAAUUUUGUUUCCCGGAUAAGCGAAUUAUAUGUAUAUGCCAUAGUGCCUAGCAGCCAUAUAUAUGAAAAAA
This is a messenger RNA of Nylanderia fulva, 2699 nucleotides long. Its product is annotated as aconitate hydratase, mitochondrial. Gene Ontology annotation, cellular component: cytosol; mitochondrion. The record is from RefSeq and is a predicted model, not a curated record. Gene Ontology annotation, molecular function: 4 iron, 4 sulfur cluster binding; aconitate hydratase activity. Gene Ontology annotation, biological process: tricarboxylic acid cycle. Lineage: Eukaryota; Metazoa; Arthropoda; Insecta; Hymenoptera; Formicidae.